AUGAAUGGUUUCGUAUCAUUGUUGGUCAGCUAUUGCUCUUCGUUUUCAGUUGCUCUAAGGCUUGACGGCUCUGAGGCGACCUUCACUAUCUCUUCUGGAAAUCUCAACUCGAACACGUUGCGACGGGCUGUCGAUGGAGACCGGAGCACGUGCAUUUGGCCACGACCAGCAGUCUCAACAGCCUCUACAGUAAAUCUCACGUUUACGCUUUUCAAUUGUCGUGCUGUUCUCACUGUUCAGAUCAUGACUGGCAACUCAAAUAUACGCUAUAUUCCUGGCGUAGCGAUUCAGGAGAUAGAUCGUUGCCACGGAGAUAGGCACUUUCCACAGGCCCGUUGCUACGCACAGACUAUAGAAGGUGUCAAUCCGAUAGAGUAUCGGUGCCCAGGAAAACAAUCCAGAGUUGUUGAUAUUGUUGUACCGGCCAAUCUACCAAUCUGUGAAAUAGAAAUCAAUCACGUGCCAAUACCAGAUAAUACUGCUCCUAUACGAUUGGUUAACGGCUUAACCAAGUUCGAGGGAAGAAUUGAACUCUACUACAAUGGUUCCUGGGGAACAGUUUGUAAAGAUAAUUUUGGCUUUCGAGAAGCUCACGUUGCCUGCCAUCAAAUGGGCUACGCAGGAGCAUUAUCAUAUGGAUUGGCAAAAGGGUUGCACGGCGUAGGAAAGGGUGAUAUAAAUAUGGACAACUUGACGUGCUCUGGAGCUGAGACAAUCCUCCAAGACUGUAAAUUCAACGGAUGGGGGAAUCACGACUGUACUCAUUCAAAGGAUACCAGUGUGGUCUGUGAUCCAUGCAUUUCAUGCAGAGAAAAGAAUAAGUUAACAAUGGAAAAAACUCAAUUUCCUGUGAGAUUAGUUGAUGGAGGUAAACCAUACCGAGGAAGGUUAGAAAUAUUCGCAAGAAAUCGAUGGGGGACGGUGUGUAAAGAUCAUUUUGGCCCUUCCGAGGCUCUCGUGGCAUGCAGUCAACUCGGAUAUACGGGAUACACAAGCUAUUCAGGUCGAUACGGUAGCUCCAACGGCCCGAUUUGGAUGGAUGACGUCGAAUGCCCUAGCAGCGACAACAACCUAAUGGAACGCAAUGGAGACAAAGUUUUAACCCGACUUGCUGAUUGCAAUAAAGGCGGUUCCGUCUUUCCGUUUAGAGCUGGUCUACACUGGGGAUCUCACAACUGUGAUCACAGCAAAGACGUUGGGCUUGUCUGCUCUUCAGCAGCCAAGACGCUUCCAAUUCGGUUGGUUGACGGAGGAGCUGCUCACAAAGGCAGAGUGGAGAUAUUUAUCAACGGGCUGUGGGGCUCGGUAUGCGACGAGUGGUGGAGUUGGAACGACGCUCAUGCUGUUUGCCGUCAGCUGGGAUACAAAGAGGCGAAGAGUUUUCGAAAGGCUGCGUGGUUCGGGCAGAGUAGACAUUACCACAUUUGGAUGUCACACGUUGCGUGUCAGGGCAAUGAGAUAAGGCUCCAGGAUUGCCCUUUCAAUGGUUGGGGAGUCCACAAUUGCAAGCAUGAAAGAGACGCUGGCGUCGAAUGCUUGCCUACACGUUGGUCAUUGGCGUACGACUACUAUAAGGUAUCUGGAGCUCAUGACCCUGCCAGAGGCAAAAGAAAUAGUAAAAUAUGUAACUUUGAAUUUAUUUUCGUUCCAGUUGUUAACUUAGCUCUUUGUAAUCCGACAGCAAACGAAUCGAAUUCGAAAAAUCUGUUAUUGCAUCCAAGUCAGAAAGCUAACAAAGUUAUCCGGCUUGCGGACGGAUACAGGAAAUCUGAAGGACGCGUUGAGAUCAAGGCUAAUGGAUUGUGGAACACAAUUUGUGAUUUCAAUUUUAGCAUAGCAAGUGCAAACGCAAUCUGUAAUCAUCUUGGUUAUCCUGGCGCCGUAGAAGUCUUUCCAUACGCCUACUUUGGUAAAGGUAAAGGACCUAUACGUAUGCUGGCUAAUCAUUGCAUACAGUCCGACAACUUCACAUCCGGGUCUUGUCUUACAACGCCAGAAGUGGACAAGAACUGCACUCAUACUAAUGAUGUUGGAGUUAUAUGUUUUCCUCAUGACAGAGAUAUGCAGCAAUUUAUCGAAUUUACAACAGAGUACAACAAAGUGUAUUCUUCAGGACAAGAACGUAACAGAAAAGCGUCGAUCUUUCAUACCAACUUGAAAAAGACCGAAAUUUUAAACUCUGCUGAUCGAUUUUCACCUUACGGAAUUAACAAAUUCUUUGACAUAUCGGAAGAUGAGUUUGCGAAUACUUACUUGAUGUCUAGCGCUGUGACCGAUGGCAUCAAAAACUCAACACUUGAGGAAGAUAAUAGACACAAGAGAUCAUAUACUAACCCCAUCGACUGGAUUGGUCCGAUACCUAAAUGUUUCGACUGGAGAGAUCGGUAUCCUCCAAUUGUUUCUAAAGUCAAAAACCAAGGAAAAUGUGGCUCGUGUUGGGCAUUUGCUGCCGUCGCUCAGAUCGAGAGUGCUUAUGCUUUGCAAGCUCAUAAACCGCUCAUCGAACUCUCAACGCAACAAGUCGUAUCCUGCGAUCAAGAGUCGAACGGUUGCGACGGAGGUAUGCCACACAAAGCAAUGAGUUACGUCCUGAACGCGCGUGGCAUACAAACCGAGGCGCGAUAUCCCUACCUCUCGGGAGCGGAUGAUAAAACGAGAAGCUGCGAGUUCAUAUCGAAUCGAAUUCACGCAAGUAUUACAGGUUAUAUUCACGUGACGUCAAAAACUCCGACUGCAGACGACGAGUAUGAUAUGAUGGUCUACCUCUAUCGAAAGGGACCGAUAACGGUGUGCUUCAAUGCCGGAAACCUUCAGUUCUAUUCGCAUUCUAAGAUACUGAGCUACUGUGGGAGCAAUUACAGAGAUAUCACCCACUGUGUUGUUCUAACGGGCUUCGGAGUUAGCGAAUCCGGAGUUCCAUUUUGGGCUGCGAGAAAUUCGUGGGGAAGAGAUUGGGGCGACGACGGAUACUUUCUCAUCGAACGCAACGUCAACAUGUGCGGCAUAGCGGAAUACGCGUAUGCAGCGAUCGCUACUAAGUGAACAUGGACGCCAACUAUUUGGCAGAGAAUUUUGCUUGACAUAGCUCUUUUUUUGUUCUUGCAGUGUGUUAGUCCCUGCCUCUUUGUUGCUGAAAUGAUUGUGCAUGUGUGUCGCUGUGUUUUAGUGCGGCAAUUGAUAACAAUUUUGUCAAGCAGCCGCCAAUUCUUACGAUUUCUCCUUUGAAUCAUAUGUGAGGUGUGUAACAUUUACUAAACCAAAUAUUCAGACCACGAUACGUCUGCUUAUGUAAUAGAAUUAGAGUUCUUGAAGCAAUUGAAGAAAUUGGAUAAGAUAGAACAAACAAA
Corticium candelabrum is the source of this 3347-nucleotide messenger RNA. Its product is annotated as deleted in malignant brain tumors 1 protein-like. NCBI's taxonomy places the organism in Eukaryota, Metazoa, Porifera, Homoscleromorpha, Homosclerophorida, Plakinidae. The transcript has 6 exons. Gene Ontology annotation, molecular function: cysteine-type peptidase activity. Gene Ontology annotation, cellular component: membrane. Gene Ontology annotation, biological process: proteolysis. The coding region runs from base 1 to 3042 and encodes 1013 amino acids. The record is from RefSeq and is a predicted model, not a curated record.